GUGCCGGCGGGGCGCCAUGGCGGCGGCGGUGUCGGCCCUCAGCAGCCUGGGGGUGCCCGAGGCCGAUGUUGGGAGCGAGGAGGAAGAGGAGGAGGAGCAGGCAGAGCCCGGCCCGGCCGCGGCGAAGGCGGCGGAGCAGAGGCGGGAGGAGCGGCUGCGCCGGUUCCGGGAGCUCCACAUGAAGCGGUACGAGGCCUGCAAGCUGAACAGCCAGGAGGUGGUGGAGGAGGACAAGAGGCUGAAGCUGCCCCCGAACUGGGAAGCUAAAAAAGCUCGGCUGGAGUGGGAGCUGCAGGUGCAGGAGAAGAAGAAGGAAUGUGCAGCCAGGGGUGAGGACUACGAGCGGGUGAAGCUGCUGGAGGUCAGCGCUGAGGAUGCCGAGAGGUGGGAGAGGAAGAAGAAGAAGAAAAACCCCGACCUGGGCUUCUCAGACUACGCGGCGGCGCAGCUGCGCCAGUACCAGCGGCUCACCCGGCAGAUCAAGCCCGACCUGGAGCAGUAUGAGAAGCUCAAGGAGCAGCACGGGGAGGCCCUGUACCCCACCUCCAACAGCCUCCUGCACGGCACCCACGUGCCCUCCAAGGAGGGCGUGGACAGGAUGGUGGCAGACCUGGAGAAGCAGAUCGAGAAGAGGGAGAAGUACAGCAGGAGGCGACCCUACAACGACGACGCCGACAUCGACUACAUCAACGAGAGGAACGCCAAGUUCAACCAGAAGGCCGAGAGGUUCUACGGGAAAUACACAGCUGAGAUCAAGCAGAACCUGGAGAGGGGCACGGCUGUGUGAGCCUGCCUGGCACUGCUCGGAGCCUGGGCCCCGUGAGCCUGCCUGGCACAGCUCACUCCUGGCUCCUCCGUUGCCGUUUUGUGUAGAUUGUAGCUGUUGCUGUCUCGUAGUGUGCUGAACGAUGUACAGAAUUCAGCUGUAAAUAGCUUUGGCUGCAGGAGUAGCCAGGUUCUGCCUUUCAUGCUCUAAAUAAACUCUUUGGUCUAA
Molecule: messenger RNA, 994 nt
Organism: Melospiza melodia melodia
Lineage: Eukaryota; Metazoa; Chordata; Aves; Passeriformes; Passerellidae
Gene: SYF2
Product: SYF2 pre-mRNA splicing factor
Exons: 7
Coding region: 17-787 (256 amino acids)
Cellular component (GO): post-mRNA release spliceosomal complex; catalytic step 2 spliceosome; Prp19 complex
Source: RefSeq, a predicted model, not a curated record